AUGUGCAAGCCAGUGGCAGCGAUGAACGAAAAAACAUCACAGGCGCUAAUUGACAAGAAGGAACCAGCCUGUCCGAUUUGCGCCAGCGCGCCUCUGCAGAAUCACCAACUUACAUCGCAUAUCUACGAACUGGUAUCAACCAACGGCCGCAAUGAAUUCUCCGUCUUCCUAUUCCAAUUUGCGAGCAAUGCCAUCUGCUGCGUCUGCCUGGGCCUGGGUCAUAAAGCGCAGGAGCUUCUGACCUCGAACUGCAUUUACGAGUGGUCUCUCCCUCCUUGUUUUCCUAGUCUCACGUCCCUGACGUAUCGCCACUUAUAG
Molecule: messenger RNA, 318 nt
Organism: Symbiodinium natans
Lineage: Eukaryota; Dinophyceae; Suessiales; Symbiodiniaceae
Source: the annotation of a GenBank genome assembly